AUGGCUACAAAGCCUCAAUUCCAGCUUUUUCCGUCACCGGCAAAAGACAGGAAGAAUCCCUUUCGAAAUAUUCCCAACAGGAGGGACGAAUCAAGGAACAGAUCUCAGUCCCCAGUUUCGCCUGAAACUGAGGCGGAUCUCAAGUCAGAACUGCAGACCGAAUCGGUCAUUAUCAAGAUUAUCGAAGACACAAAGUCGGACGCAAUUCAGCCACGGUCAGAGUCCAGGCAGUCAUCACGGCCAGACAUCACAAUGCAAACACAACUGGACACACGGCAGCUCCAAAGCAGGUCCGUGUCUCCGGGUUUGCCAAUAAAUUCAAUGUUUCCGCAGUACAACCACCACCUACCUCUAGACCGGCAGGCGUACUUUCCCCAAAAUAGAGACUCGGACAACGCACCCCAACGAGAACAGAGUAGCAGCUCUGCAGGCAGAGCUUUCCCUACGACACGCAUCUCACCUGGCGAUGUAGAUGCUGUUUUUGGGCCCAAAACCGUACCAGCCAGCGUACUCAACUUUCCGACGGAAGAUCUGAGUCCUCGGAUAGAGUACUCAACAGCCGAAGAGCUACUGACAUUAUGGGAGUCUGCUAAUGGACAAGAGCUGCAAGAGUCCUUGGGGACAUUCAAUCUCCGCAUGGAAAGAGUUGAAGAUAAUACAUUCACUUUCGGCAACCCUCAGCUACCCUUCUAUACCUUGCGGGCAAGUAUGAAUGGAGUUUCGAUUUUGCGGAAUCAUCCACUCAAGCAAAAUCGCGGAGUUGAAGUUAUGGGGUUGAGCCUGGAAAGCCCAAUCCGUCGCCGGCCACCUCAUGACGGUCUGGUUACUGUCAUAUUUUCGAAACUCGCAGCCAUGCUCGCAGUUGAACAGGCCGCCGAACUGGCCCGGCAGCAUGCUCUUGCUCCAUCAGAAGCCGUAGAAAUUGAGACAAAUGCAGUCAGCCGCGCUGCAGCCCAAGAAUCAUGCCGUCUGAUAUGGAACGCGCCGCAGCGUCGGUACGAGCUACAGCACCCGUCACUGCUUCAGCAGGUAUCUUCACCGUUGCUUGGCCAAGACGGUAUCCCAGUGUCUCUGGUGCAGACGGCGAAACCCGGCAUUCUUCACAUCACAGUGUCUCCUUCAGCCGAGAGCGACAGCCAACAACCCCCUGUUAUCAUGGUCACAAGUCCAAAGUCACCCAACAGUAUCCCAGCGGGCAACUCGGCAGCGACGUCGCGCACAUCAACACUACCACAAGCAGACAUCGACGAACCGCUAGCCUCCUUGGAUCUGGACACAAUGACGCUUUCAAUCUGCGCUGGAUUAACGACUAGCAAAAUUCCAUCACUCUAUGCAAUAGACUCUUUGGUCGCGGCCAUGCUUGCCGUAGCCAUCACAGACGAUUCUACUUACCCUGUGCUUGCGAACGCGGAACUAUACGUUCCCGGUCUGAUUUCAGAGCAACUACAACAAGAACCGCCACAAGCAGGACAGCAACAACCGCGUCAAAAGAAUCGAGGAUUCCGGAAUUCCUUUACCUUAGCUACAGCGAAGAGUACAGCUAAUACUGCCACUACCACAAACACGUUCGCGGGUACAUACUACACUACCUUCGCGGAGCGAGUAGACGCAGAACAAGAAGCCAAGUUGAUGUCCAAGAUCCACGCGAAAGAGGCAAAGAAACACGCCAAGAGGAAAGAUAACGCCAAUAGUCACAAGAACAAGAAUAAGAAGGGAGGAUUCUUCUCGUUCUUAGGCGGUAGCAAGAAGAAUAAGAACAAGACCGAGAGUGACACCGAAGAAUUUGACAUGGAGAAAUAUGGCAAUACCGAGGAAUGGAGCGGGAAGGAUGAUAAUAAGUUGCCGCUGCUGAUCAGAAUGAUUGUCGCUGUGGUGGUGUUUGGAGUGAAGGUGGUUGUGGUUGUUUUGGUGGCUGGAGCCAAGUUUGCGAUUUGGCUGUUGAAUAAAUGCCUGGGCAGUGAUUAA
Talaromyces atroroseus is the source of this 1965-nucleotide messenger RNA. RefSeq lists its product as hypothetical. NCBI's taxonomy places the organism in Eukaryota, Fungi, Ascomycota, Eurotiomycetes, Eurotiales, Trichocomaceae. Bases 1 to 1965 code for a protein of 654 amino acids. The transcript has 2 exons. The record is from RefSeq and is a predicted model, not a curated record.